UCCCGGCCCUGCCGUACCGCGUCCGGCCGCAGCAGGCCUUGCGCGCCGGCUUUUGAGCCCGCGUUCCGGGCUUGGCGCUCGGCUGCCCAGGGCUGGGCCCGGGACGCGGCCGCGCGCCAUGGCGCAGCUGGAGGGCUACUACUUCUCGGCCGCCCUGAGCUGCACCUUCCUCGUGUCCUGCCUGCUCUUCUCCGCCUUCAGCCGCGCACUGCGUGAGCCGUACAUGGACGAGAUCUUCCACCUGCCGCAGGCGCAGCGCUACUGUGAGGGCCGCUUCUCCCUGUCGCAGUGGGAUCCUAUGAUUACUACGUUACCUGGCCUGUACCUGGUGUCAGUUGGAGUGGUCAAACCCGCCAGCUGGAUCCUCGGAUGGUCUGAACAUGUUGUCUGCUCAAUUGGAAUGCUCAGAUUUGUCAAUCUUCUCUUCAGUGUGGGCAACUUCUAUUUACUGUAUUUGCUUUUCAGGAAGGUACAACCCAGAAACAAGGCUUCUUCAAGUAUCCAGAGAAUCUUGUCAACAUUAGCCCUAGCAGUAUUUCCGACCCUCUAUUUUUUUAACUUCCUUUAUUAUACAGAGGCUGGGUCUGUUUUCUUUACUCUUUUUGCUUAUUUGAUGUGUCUUUACGGCAAUCACAGGACGUCGGCCUUGCUUGGGUUUUGUGGCUUCAUGUUUCGUCAGACCAAUAUUAUCUGGGUUGCCUUCUGCGCAGGACAUAUCAUCGCACAGAAGUUAAGUGAAGCUUGGAAAACUGAGCUACAAAAGAAGAAGGAAGAGAGGCUUGCCCCCACUAAAGGACCAUUUUCAGAGCUCAGAAGAGUCCUUCAGUUCCUUCUGGUGUACUCCCUGUCGUUUAAGCACCUGAGUACGCUUUUCCUUUUGGCCUGGCCCUAUAUGCUUCUGCUGUUUGCAUUCUUCGUAUUUGUGGUGGUUAAUGGUGGCAUUGUUAUUGGUGACCGCAGUAGUCAUGAAGCCUGUCUUCAUUUUCCUCAGUUGUUCUACUUUUUUUCAUUUACUACUUUCUUUUCCUUCCCUCACCUACUUUCUCCUACCAAAGUCAAAACUUUUCUUAGCUUAGUUUGGAAACGUAGAGUUCAGUUUUUUGUGAUUGCUUUAGUCUCACUGUUUUUUGUUUGGAAAUUCACUUAUGUUCAUAAGUAUUUACUGGCAGACAAUAGGCAUUACACAUUUUAUGUGUGGAAAAGAGUAUUUCAGAGACAUGAAAUUGUGAAAUAUUUAUUAGUUCCAGCCUACCUGUUUGCUGGUUGGGCUAUCGCUGACUCUUUGAAGUCAAAGUCGGUUUUCUGGAACUUAAUGUUUUUUGUGUGCUUAGUCACUUCUACAGUCCCUCAGAAACUGCUAGAAUUCCGUUACUUCAUUUUACCGUACAUUAUUUAUAGGCUUAAUAUACCUCUGCCACCCAUAUCUAGACUUGUUUGUGAACUGAGUUGUUAUACAGUUGUUAAUUUUCUGACCUUCUAUAUCUUUCUGAACAAGACUUUUCAGUGGCCAGAUAAUCAGGACAUUCAAAGGUUUAUGUGGUAAUGGCAGGAAUUUUUUGAAUUUUAAAAGACUGUCUACAACAAUUAACUGGGUAAGUAGAAGUGGAAUUCCUUUUAGGGAAAUUCAGGGAAAUUAAAAUAAUUAAGUGUGAGACCAGCCUAAAAACCUGAAUAAUGUUAAUAAAGUUGCUUACAGUCCUCUUGAGAAGUGUUGAUGCUUUCCGCUCCUCAGGUGUUGAGAACUUUUCUCUCUGAGUAUAUAUUUAGAGAACUGGGUGAGCUCUGUAACACUACAACAAUUUACCUGUUUUCUUUUGUAAAGAUUUUGAGAACCAUUUACAAGUGACACUGAUGUAUUUCUGAGUACAGUUCCCAGAUAUUGCAAUAAAUAUAGCUCCAAUCGUAGAAUAGAUUUACGGACAUGUUAAAUUAUGAACUAGAGGCUUUGGAGUGUCUCUCUAGAACUCAAGUUUUUAUAUUUAGAAUACAGAAGUGAUGAAGCCAUUUGAACUAAUUUCUAAUUUGAAGUUUAUGCAGGCCAAAGAUAAACUAUUGACUAUAAUACCUUUUGUAGAUAAUCUUCCUGAAAUAACAUUGCUCUGUUACCCAGGGAUCAUGUACAAAAAAAAAAAAAAAAAUGACCACAAACCUUGUACGGUGAAAGUUUUCCUCACAUACUUACAGGCAGCACCUAAACUCAAGUGUUAGCAGGACUCAUUUCCUCAGGAGAUGAGAGUCCAUUUUCCCUGCUCAGCUUACCCCAGCAACUGCUUAGAGGGGCCUUAUUUUUGGGCAGGUGCCUCUAGUCUAUCUGUGUCUUCUUAGGGCUGUCUCCACUGUCUUCUUGUACAGACAGUGCCGUUGGGUUUAGGGAUCCACUGAUUCAGGGUAACAUUACAUGGAGACCCUAGAUUCCAUCUAUAAAACUUUGUCAAGUAAGGUCCUAUUCAUAGGUUCCAGGUACACAUCGUUUUGGGGGUGGGAUGUAAUAACUUUAAGAGAUGCCGUUGCUAAGAUCUUUAAAGUAAGAGUUUGUCUUUAAAUUGCGAGGCAAAAACAAAACCAAACAACAACAAAAAUACGGCAGGGGUCAUGUAAUUUACAUUUGUCCCUAUUAUCCAAAAAACCCAGAACAACUCAGAGGUGAAAGAAUCAUUGGUUUAGCUUUAUUUUAUAAUCUAGGGAGCGCUACUGGGUGUGAUCAUGGUUUUCUUUGUUUAGCUUUUGAUUCAACGUUUAUUCAUUCAGCUAUCACUUUGUUACAGACACUGUUGCUUGGUCAUGUGCUGUGACUGUAAACCUGGAACCGUGAACGGAGCUUACUUUUUAGCUUAGUUUCUGAGCUUCACACACACACACACACACACACACACACACACACACACACACACACCCCUAAAAGGACAAAAACGUUUCCUUUAUUGUUAGAUUACAUUGUCUUUGAGUUUUAAAUAUGUAGUAAAUGUUAUACAAGUUUAAAACUACUUGGGUGCAAGUUAUAGACAUAGUCCUGAGUGGUCAGCCAGCACAGACCAUCGCUUUGUGUGAUACUUAGAAGGUGUGUCCCAAGUGUAACAGUGAUUGAGUUGUUAUCAGGUCAGAAAGCAUACUGCAUUUAUGCUUCAUGAUGGAUUUAUUACAUGGAGAACUAAGUUCAGGAAGCAGGGAUUGCAAACAGGUGCAGUUGAAGAAAGCAAAGGCUAUCUGAUGCUUAGUUUGGGGCUUUUGUGUCUAGGACACUGAAGGAUGGGGUGCUUUAUUCCAGCAGCCUGCUGUAAGGAGGGAAGCCCUUUGUCCCAUGUGAUGGAAGGAGACUCCUGACAGAGCUCUGUUUCUCUUUCAGUUUUAAAUAUUGAGUCACUUCUGUAUUAUGAGGCAUUGUAGCUGGUCUAUAGGCAGAGAAGGAGAUACUGGCAUUUUACACCGAUUUCCCUCAAGUAUUGGAUAUAGGACUUGGCGAUUCAGAAUAUAAUGCUAUGAAUUAAAAGGUGCUGUUUAUUUCUCAUGGUUUGAAAAGGAUGUGUGUCGAUGCUUUUACGGUAGAUGCUUGGUUACUGUUCUUGGGCAGAUGACAAGAAGGUGGUCAUUUGUUGGAAGCUGCUCAAGUUUCUUAGAGUGAGUGAAAGAAGCUUCACACAGCAGGUUGUUUACCUUUGGUUGUUCCAAAUAACAGACUCCUUUCUGCGAAGUCAUUUCACUUGGAGAAAUCCUUACUUAUACAAAUGUGAAUUAUAUUUAUGCUUUAAUUUUUUAUUUUAAUUACUGAGUUCUUUUUUAUUAGACUGAAUGGAGUUUCUAACAAGAUUACUUAUUAACCAAUAAGAGGCCUGGAUUAAAAGCAGGGGCCACCCUUGCAGGAGACCGCACUGUGGUUCCUAGCCCCUGUAUAGGGUAGCACAUGACCGCUUUCAGCUCCACCUCUGGGAGAUUGUAGGCCUCUGGCUUCUGCUGUCACCUGUGCUCACCUGCACAUAAUCCCACCACCCCCAUACAUAAUUAAGUUAGAAAUCUAAACGGUGAAAGUAGGAAAUGUGUAUCACCUGCUGGAGCCCAGCAGUCUUUAUCGCUAGUCCAGUAGGAUAUUUGAAAGUGUCUCAUGAAAAGGCCUAAUCUUUUUCCUGAGAUGCUUUAGGUUCAGUAAUCACUAUAAGCAGUUCACUCAAUGUGAAAGUCCAUAGGCAUGGACUGUCACUUUCAGAUAUGUCAUAAGAGUUUAGGUGCAAUGUAUUUGCUCACAUUUAUGCUUUCCAUGGUGGUACUUUUAUGGCUGCAUCUCACUAAGUGAUGUGGAAAUAGUGUUUUAUACUUUACACCUAGUAUAUAAACUUGUGAGAGAAACUAUUGUUCUCAUCGUCAUCCGUGUUUAUCCUGUUAUAAAAUACACACCAUAAAUAAUGUAAUUUAUUUCUAGUGACUAGCUUAGGGUAUGAGGUAUUUCUAGGAUGAGAUUAACUGGCUUGACAUUAUACCAGUCAUAAUUGUCUAGAGGAAAGAAGGAAUUCAUAGUUUUAAUUUAUAAUUCCUAAAGAGUAAACAUAUUUUACAUCCAUUUCAGACUGUAUUCAGACUUUAAAAAUCGUGUUUAUUAGAGUUAUUAUUUUUGAAGCAAUUAGAACUUCUUUAAAUAGUUAAGACAACUAUAAUGUAUAUACUAUUUUUCAUAGAGAAAGUUAAAAUAAGAUUACAGAAAAAAAUAUACUUGGUUUUGGUUUCAGAAUAAAAAGACAAAUUGUUGAAGGACAGUUGUUUGUUCCUAAUAGCAGAUGAGGGUGUUAGCCUGAACUCUAGUUAGUAUCAUGCUGCGGGUCUUCUUUCAACAGGUGUUCCUGCCCUGUUAUAUAUCCAUAAAGUUCAUACACACGGCAUAUAUUGUAUAUUGGCUAAAUGUAUGUUGAAUGCAAUUGUCAGCCGAGAAGAAAGCAGAUAGCUUAGAAGAGUAUUACACAGCCAGCUUAGUGUUAGAAGUAAAUUGUGUUUUAUACUGAGCCAUCCUGACCCCUCUUCCACCUUUGUACGGGAUGUUAUUUUCUGUUUGGUUAGUACACCCAUGCACAUUGAUUAUGUAUGUGCUGUCUGUAUAGGAUAUGAUUUCAACACCGAUUUAAAAUACAAACUCAUUCAGCAGUGUGUAAGUUUUGAUGAUUUGUGAUACUUUAAUCAUGAAAUUUCAACCAGUUAGAAACAUCUUGUGUUUAGUUGUGUUUAGGUCUCGAAAGGAUUUGUGUACUUUUAUUUGGGUGCUUUUUAUGUAUUUGAAUUCAAUGGCAAUAUGUUUUUAAGAAAUAUAUAAUAAAUUAGAUACUAGUGACAUUUUUAAUAUGUCCAUGAACUCUGCACUAAAUUCCAUAGUAUUUGGAAGUUAUUUCUAAAAUUUUAUGAUUUGGUAAUCCAGUAGUAUCUGUAUAUUAUUUUACAAUGAGAUGUUAAUUAGCGGUAAUUUCUUUGUACCAUUAAUUUCUUAGAUACCGUUAAAGCAAAAGUAGUUAGGAGAUAUACAUAUAUGUUUAAAGUAAUAUUAUGCUGGAUCUGCAUUCAGAAAUUUGAUCAGUUCAGUUUGAGCUGUGUGUUGACCAGUGUCCUGUUGAAGAUGAGUAAGAAGGAAAAGAGUCACAGUGGUUGUCUUUAUCUCAUGGCAUUCUGCUGGUGAGAUACAUAUGCUUCUCACUGCGCCACUCACAUGCUGUGAUCUAGAUGCCGAAGCUGACCAGCAUGAUCCCUGGUGGCUCUCUGAAGUCCUUCCCAUUUGUCAUUGAACAUGAUAAAGCUGUGAGCUUUUGCUCUUCUGCCUCACUCUCAGACUUCAUUAAGAGAAAAUAUGGAGUGAGGCCCUCACCCUGUACUAGUCAGACCUCCCGCCAUACUUUACUGUGUAAGUUACAUGUGUCUGAAAGUGUCAGAAACUUUUUAGAGCCUGUUUUGAACGGCAAAGAUUUAUAAUUAUCCAUCUUUGUUCAUUGCCUUUUUUUUUUUUCUUUUUUUUCACGAAGGGUCUCAUAGUCCAGGCUAGCCUGGAAUUUGCAACGUAUCCAAGAAUGACCUUGAACUCCUGAUUCUUUUGCCUCUACCUCUAGACUGCUGGGAUUCCAGGCAUGCUACACCAUGCCUUGUUUCUGCAGUGCUGGGACUCAAACAAAGGACUUAAAGCCUGCUAGGCAAUUACUCUACCAGCUGAGCUAUGUCCUCAGCCCUGCUUAUUAUACUGUGACUGAAAAUGUUUCCUGAAUUACAUGUGUUGGUAAAUGUAAAAACAAAUCAUUUUUUGCAUAAUUAUGUCUGAGAUGAUGUAAUUCAACCUACCCUGCCAUGGAAUUGUUUACCUCAUAGAUUUUGGAGUUGAUUCUGAUAGUAGGAAUAGGUUUGGAAACAGCCUGUACUGUCUGCUUCUAUCUCACUGAAUCAUAGUUCUCUUGUGUUAAGUGUACCCCACACAAAGAGAAACUAAGCAGAGAGAUACUAUUUGUUUAAUCUUAACAAAGUAGCUGGUUGAGUUUGGUUUGUGAGAAGGCAUCCUAGGAAGACUCCAUGCUCUUAGCAGCAGUUGAUUGAAGGAGUGGAAAAAGGGUAAUCUGCCUUCACUUUUGUAACAUCUUAGGAAAAAAGUUGCCAUGGAAAAUUUAAUUAUGCUAACUACUUUUCUAGCUCAGACAAGUGAGGCACAAAUUGGCUCUUCCAGAGCAGACAAUCUUUCAUCUCCCAUUGUAUCAUCUCUGCCUCAGUUUGUUAUGUGAACACAAAAUACAACACAGACUGCUGUUUUCAGCCCUAUUAAUUUACAAGGAAGCAAAGAUCUUUGAUACCAAAUAGAGAUGUAGUUGCUUAAAACUCAAUUUUUCAAAAAAGAGUCAUUUGAUAAUAAAUGGUUGUUCUAAAAUGAUCUGAUUUUUUUUCAGUAAUUCUUUCUGAAAGAAUUUGAUCUUUAUUUUAAAUAUGUGAAUACAUGUUUUAAAUGUGUUUUUAAGGUUUUACAUUUUGUUAUAUUAAAAAUUGCAGAUAUUUGACUCUAAAAUUGUGAUUUGUGUCAUUCAAGCCCUUGAAUAAACCUAUUUAUAAGAAUAAAAAGCUUUUAAAUAGUUU
Molecule: messenger RNA, 7074 nt
Organism: Psammomys obesus (fat sand rat)
Lineage: Eukaryota; Metazoa; Chordata; Mammalia; Rodentia; Muridae
Gene: Alg10
Product: ALG10 alpha-1,2-glucosyltransferase
Exons: 3
Coding region: 119-1543 (474 amino acids)
Biological process (GO): dolichol-linked oligosaccharide biosynthetic process; protein N-linked glycosylation
Cellular component (GO): endoplasmic reticulum
Molecular function (GO): dolichyl pyrophosphate Glc2Man9GlcNAc2 alpha-1,2-glucosyltransferase activity
Source: RefSeq, a predicted model, not a curated record